AGAAGUUCAAGUGCGGCCGUGCUGGUGGUACGGAAUUUUUCGCUCCUGCUUCGGUAAAAUUUUUCAUCCGUAUUUCACGUACUAACCCUUCUCCGAGUCCACAGAACCAGGAAUUAUCCGUCAAUCUAGUUUUUCAGUGAACUCAGUCGUUUAGGAAAAAUAGAAAAGCUGGAGAGGCUAGAGCAAUUAACAAAACUAUCAAAAAUGGACCGCAAGGCGGAGCUGGAACGGAAGAAGGCCAAAUUGCAGGCGCUUCGCGAGGAAAAAGAUCGUCGCCGGAAGGAAAAGGAAAUGAAGGACCUCGAGGAGGCAGCUGGCAAAUUGGGUGGCCACCCAGCCGAGAGCAACACACGAAAGGACCUAGAUGAAAUGCUAUCAUCGUUGGGUGUUGCACCAGUUUCCGAGGUGCUUUCAUCCCUAUCGUCCGUAAACUCGGCUACAUCGGACCAUUCAGCCAACCAUACGCCAGAUGCAAGCUUACAGCCGAACUUAAACGGUCAAAAUACUCGCAAAAAAGCAGCAGUUAGCCUGAGCUUGGUUUCUGUACAAGCUACCAACAUUCCCCCGAAAGAAACUGUAGUUUACUCGAAACAAACUCAAACGACCAGUACCGGCGGUCACGAACGGGAUGUUUUUUCUUGCCAUUCCUCACCUCUGUCAGGAUAUAUGGAGGAUUGGUGGAGACCGCGUAAAGCACACGCAACUGAUUAUUACGAUGAAUACAAUCUAAAUCCCGGUUUAGAGUGGGAGGAUGAGUUUACAGUGCUUACUUAUGGCGAUGGUCAAGGUGACGAUGACGAAAAUUCGCUUACACACAUCGAUCAUGGCUUUCACUCGAAGCUACCGCCCGGAAUUCUUCCUCAUGGACUCCCAACGGUUAAAGAGGUCGCUCCAGCAAUUACUCCCCAGGAGCAGAAGAAAGAAGAAGUGAAAGAAGUUAAAGAACUUUCUGCAGAACAAAAACAAAUGAUUAUAUUAUCAGAAGAUUUUCAACGAUUCAUACUUAAAACCGGUAAAAUCAUGGAACGAGCUCUGUCUGAGCAAGUGGAUAUCUACAUGGACUACAUCGGUGGAGGAGAUACUGAUGACAUAAAUGAUGAACGGUCUCUAGCACGUUUGUCGUUAAACAGAACGUUCUACUGUGACCGAUGGUCCAAGAAUCGUUGCGUCACUUCAUUCGAUUGGUCCACCCAUUUUCCGGAACUAAUGGUCGCUUCAUACUGUAAUAAUGAAGAAUCUCCCAACGAACCAGAUGGUGUCGUUGUAGUAUGGAAUACGAAAUACAAGAAACACACGCCCGAGGAGGUUUUCCAUUGUCAAAGUGCGGUAAUGUCCGCUUGCUUUGCAAAAUUCCACCCAAAUCUGAUACUGGGGGGAACAUAUUCCGGUCAGAUAGUGCUGUGGGACAAUCGUGUGCAAAAACGUACGCCUAUUCAGCGAACUCCGCUUAGCACAAACGCACAUACGCAACCCGUCUACUGUUUAUCAAUGGUUGGCACACAAAAUGCUCACAAUGUCAUCUCUAUCAGCUCCGAUGGUAAGCUUUGCUCUUGGAGUUUGGAUAUGUUAUCACAGCCGCAGGAUUUACUUGAACUGCAGCAACGACAAUCGAAGCCGAUUUCUGUGACAUGCAUGGCCUUCCCUCACAAUGAAGUAAACAACUUUGUGCUUGGCAGUGAGGAUGGAUAUGUAUAUUCAGCAUGUCGGCAUGGUAAUCGAACCGGCAUUGGUGAGACUUAUGAAAAGCAUCUUGGCCCCGUUACUGGCAUCUCCGCACACCACAAUCAAUCUUCUCCCGAUUUUGGUCAUUUGUUCCUUACUUCGUCCAUUGAUUGGACCAUUAAACUAUGGAGUCUUAAAGACAACAAACCACUGUAUUCUUUCGAAGAUAACUCGGAUUAUGUGAUGGAUGUAGCGUGGUCUCCGAUUCAUCCAGCGUUAUUUGCUGGAGUCGACGGUAAUGGUCGACUGGAUUUAUGGAAUUUGAAUCAAGAUACGGAAGUUCCCACGGCAUCUGUCGUAGUUGAGGGUCAGCCAGCUCUUAACCGAGUGUCGUGGACACCUUCAGGACUACACGUGACUGUUGGUGAUGAAGCUGGUCGCAUUUAUGUGUACGAUGUGGCGGAUAAUCUUGCCAGUCCAAGAAUGGACGAAUGGAACAAGCUCAACUCAGUCUUAUACGAGCUCAAGAUGAACCAGAAUGAUGAGUUUGAUGAUAUUGAUAAAAAAUCGCCUAUUCCACAGACGCCGUCACUGACGUCUCUGACUUCAUCUCCGCUUAUAUGAAAUUCAAUAAGGCCCUAUUGAACUGGCAAUAGGGAUUAAAAACGAAUGGUUGAGAAUGUGUGCAUGGGCAUGUUGAUUAAAUUGUUCUUAGCGAAUGUCAGUAACUCAAGGAGGAUAAAGUCUAGAUUUUCAAAAAAAAAAAGUAACGAUGUUGGGUUAUUUAACAAGAAAAAAAUUCCUUUGUGUUACUAACAUCAAAUUUGAAAAAUAAACGUACUGGUGUAAUAUGAGGUUUAAUUGACUAAACUUUGUAAUAUACAUUAAUUAUCAAAACUAAUAGAAUUAUACGAUAAAAUUCAGCUUAUACCUACCUAUAUUUAUUCCAAUAUGUUGGCUUAAAAUAAAUCCCUUAUCAAUAA
This is a messenger RNA of Uranotaenia lowii, 2645 nucleotides long. RefSeq names its product cytoplasmic dynein 1 intermediate chain (gene sw). Gene Ontology annotation, cellular component: cytoplasmic dynein complex. The record is from RefSeq and is a predicted model, not a curated record. Bases 205 to 2286 code for a protein of 693 amino acids. Gene Ontology annotation, biological process: transport along microtubule. The transcript is spliced from 11 exons. NCBI's taxonomy places the organism in Eukaryota, Metazoa, Arthropoda, Insecta, Diptera, Culicidae. Gene Ontology annotation, molecular function: dynein heavy chain binding; dynein light chain binding.